Molecule: messenger RNA, 3533 nt
Organism: Antechinus flavipes (yellow-footed antechinus)
Lineage: Eukaryota; Metazoa; Chordata; Mammalia; Dasyuromorphia; Dasyuridae
Product: WD repeat-containing protein on Y chromosome-like
Exons: 22
Coding region: 118-3510 (1130 amino acids)
Molecular function (GO): protein binding
Source: RefSeq, a predicted model, not a curated record
CCAACAUUGUUAUCUGAAGAACAAGGAUUGUGUGUUGCUUUCAAUGUUAUCCUGGAAGAGACACAGACAUCAUUCUGUAGCAACAGGCAUGAUUUAACCAUCUCUACGACUGAAUCCAUGGAACAGAAUAGUUGCAAACCUCGAUUCUUGCAGCUUUUACUCAAGAAAGUCCAGAAAGGAGAUUGUCAGCCUGAGACGAUUUCCAAAAAAAAGACCACAAGCCCUCAACAGAGUGAAGAAAACUGUCUGGAAGAUAAGCUACACCUAAGUCAUCUGAAACGCUUGGAGCAACUCUUUACAGCUCCAAAUAGGGAAGGCACAGAAGAAGUUGAGUGGAAUCCUGAUUGCACUUUACUCUCCAAAAAGGAGACAUCCUAUCCCUCAGGAAGUUUGACUCUCCAGGAUUUCAAGAAUGCUCUGACUGAGCUGCUGGGUUCAGAAUACUGGAAUGGACAAACAGAGCUACUUUUCAACAAGAUUCACACAGCCCGUGACAAUAUUGUCGACUGGAGUGAGUUCUGUACACAUUUGCUACUACAAUACAGUAAUAGAGAUCAUUCAGAAAGAUCCAAGGACAUUUUCUUUCAGGGCAAGCCCUUAAUCCGACAAUGUUCACAGAACCGGCAAGAGCCAACCACUCGGAUCUUAACCAUCUUUUCUUCUAAUUCCCACUCAUUUGUCACAGUCAGCAAAGGAGGAAUUCUCAGUUUCUGGGACAAUAACUUACAGCUUCAGAAGACAUAUGAGAUGUCAGCAGAUGCUGUUGAGGCUUCAACAGUAAAGAAGAAGAUUAAAAUUUGGACAACAGAUGCUGUCUACAUGCCUAACAUUCAUAAAAUUGCUGUUGCUACAACCGGCAGAAAAAUAUACUUUUUUGAAGUGUCUCUGGGCCCCAUCUUUGAAGAUUUCCAUCUAUUUGCCCUGAACUACAUUCCAACAUCAAUGUUCUACUGGUACAACACAGAAUCUGACGAGAGCUGUUCUGUAUUACUAUGGGGUGAUGAUCAUGGAGGAGUGAGUAUUCUCAAGUUCCUCCAUCCCAGCAAAAGCUUAUAUGAAAAGUCCUUAUUUGAUCAAUCUGGGUUCUCUGGAAUCUAUUUGCAGGAUAUUGGAAAUCACUGUCAAUUUAUAAGUUAUAAUUAUAUCCAUCGCAUACACCAAGAUUCAAUUUUCCAAAUCCAAUAUGUCCCAGAAGACCUUUGCAUUACAUGCGCAGGGAACUCUCAAGCCUCAUUGGUAAUCAUGGAUAUGGACCAAAAGAGAAAAGCAUACACAUGGAAGAUUAAGAGGGGAAUAAAAUGCUUUGAUUUUUCCAAGUCUCUGAAUCUCUUGAUAAGUGGUGGAGUUGACUGUUGUGUCCGGGUGUGGAAUCGAUUUGUCCCAAGCCUCCCAACAGCCAUACUCCGGGGACAUUCCUUGCCCAUCCUGGGUCUGGCCAUCCAAGAAAAAAAUGGACAGAUAUUCAGCUACUCUAAGGAUACAGUGCUAAAGAUCUGGGACAUGAAUUACCACACUUGUCUCUAUACUGUGGCACUGAAGUUCCCUCAUUCUCAACCUGAGCAUGUGUUGGAACAAGGAAGUUUCCCCUUUCUAUUUCUCCAGAAGCCUAUCCCUCUGAUCCUCAUCUCCUAUACCGACUACAUCGGCAUGCUGAGAUUACCCAUGCCUACACAUUCAGAGCCGAACCACACAGCACCCCACAAGGCUCCAUUGUGUGGGGCUGUGUACAAUUCCUUCUUCCAUCAGGUUGUGACAGGAUGUCACAACUCCACCAUUGCAGUGUGGGAUGUCGAGACUGGCAUGAAACAAUUCAUUUUAAACAGCAUCCACGGUGAGGAGGAAUUAACCUGCAUGGCUCUAGAUGCUUCAGGUAGAAGACUUAUCACAGCUGCUAGAAAUGGCACUGUUAAGGUCUGGGAUAUUCAGAGAGGUCACAUCUUGCACAAACUAGAGAUGGUAGAAGAUACAGAAGUGACAGGGGUAGUUGCAGUUCGAAAACAUAUAUUCUUAACAGUGGGAUGGAAUCGGAAAAUCAUCCUUUAUGAUUGCUCAAAAUCUGAGACUUCAUAUAUUCCUGCAGACAUGUCUUGGAAAGGGGGGCAACUACAUAAAGAAGAUAUUUUAGCAGUGGAUUACUGUCCUCCUCUUGACCUCCUAGCUACUGCCAGUUUUGAUGGAGAAAUUAUUCUGUGGAAUGUGGAAACUCAGCGUCCCCAUCACUAUAUCAGAAAGGUAUCACGUGAAAGUUCAUUAGGUCCUGUGAAUAAGCUAUUUUUCCUACAGCAUCGUUGCAUAAAUCAUUCGCUAAAGAAAUCUGCAGUUCUUAUAAGUGCUGAGACAGGAACCCUCCACUGGUGGAGUAUCUUUGGGAAAAGAAUGGAAUAUGGCAAAUUUUAUGCUCCUUUAAAAGAUGAUAUUUCUAUAACUGGGCUGUCAUCCAACAGAGAUAACCACCUCCUGGUCACUGGAGAUACCAGUGGCUUUAUCCAGGUGUGGGAUAUUUCAAACUAUGCAACAACCCUUUCUUCUGUGAAUUCGCCCAACAAUCCCCUCCUGCUUCGAGGCUGGAAAGCCCACAGUUGCACAGUCGUGAGUGUGGAGUACUUUUCCUAUAGUUCGGAUUCCUUCAUCAUCAGUUGUUCUUCAGAUGGGACUUCUGGGUUGUGGACUUCAGAGGGAACAUUUGUGGGACUAUUUGGGCAAGAGAAAAAAUGGAACCUGAAAGUGCCAGCUACCUUUUCUUCCCACAAAAAUGCUUUCCAGACAACAAUGCCAGUCUUGAAUUCCAAACUGGAAUAUUCUACUAUUGGAAAUGACAGAGAUUACCUUGGCAAAUGGAAUGAUAACAGGAAGGGAAAGGAUGUGACUGAAUGCUACUCAUUAAUUGGUCAAAAGGGGGAUCAUAUGCUGGCCACUGAAGGAACCCCAAAGGCUGCAGGUGACUCAGAAACUCAGACAGAAGGAAUUUACACCAACAGAACUGAACCAAGAAAAGACUUGAAGGAUUGGAAAUUACCACUCCAGUUGGGAACUACACAUUCGCAACUGAUCUCUUUAAAUUCAGACUCCCAAAGGAAUGGAGGACAAAAUUGGGAACUGCCUCCCCGAUUAGUAAACAAUUUCAGAAUACAUGAGGGUCCUUUUAAACACUAUAUGGACUCAAAGCUGGGAAAGAGACUAGCAGGGAGGAAAGAACGCCGGUGUCGAUUUGGAGAUAUUAACGUUCACAAGUGCUGUCAAUUUGGAAAAAUCUGUUCUCCCUUCCAGGCCCUGGCCACUCCAGAGAUGCGAAGAUUGAUGAUGCCUCGGGACCUGAUCAUAAAUAACCAGAAGGAAUACCUGAGACUCUCCUCCCUUCUAGACUCAGGACCCCAAGAAUUUCACUUACCUUCCGAAGAUUUUAGUGCUGAAGAAGACAGUAACAACAAAAAAGAGAAAACAGUGACCCAAAUGAAAACACCUUUAUUUCCCCCAAUAGUUAAAACAGUAAGAUCUAGUGACAUGAAAUGAUUAAAAGAAAUCUCAAAAUCGGA